GGUUUUCCGGCACAGAGCUUGGAGGGCAGCGUGGAAACUAGGUAACUGCAAGCAAGCUGAGGUGAGCUGCACGUUCCGCAUGGACGCCCUCAAGCGUGAUUCCCAAUUCCAAGACCCCGCGUACCCACCGCCCGCUGACGAGGAUGAUACCUGUGAGCGCCGCUCCUCUCCAGGGGCCCGUUCAGUCACUCACAAGCGCCAGCUCUGAGAAGAGCCGCGGAAUCGCUAUCUUGUACAGUGAAGGGAGCUGGCGUUGGUAAUCACGUUGCAACUAGGAACCCCUGACCUCGCCGAACCCUCAACUCACUGCCGGCUCCGAGUUUCAUAAAUUGCCACGGAACAACCUCGACGCACUCUUGCGCACGCGCACCAGCUGUGGAAGGAACCCCCAGGAGCCCCCGCGACCCGGAUCGCUAAGUGGCAAUGGAUGCAGCAAUAUUCAGUUUCCAGAAUCAGCAGCUCCGGCAGCAGUGUCCUGUCCUGAUGGUGUUGGCAGUGGAAGCUUUCUGAGGCCCUCACCAGGAGCAGAUAGAUGCUGGUGACAUGCUUCCUGUACAGCCUGCAGAACUGUCACAUCACAUUUAUACUCUACAAAUGACGAACUUUCUCGAAAUUAUACAGUGUAUGGAGUAGACUUAAGUUGCAACCUAGUAUUUUUUCCUUCAGAAACCAAAUACUUAAUUGCAACAAUACAAUGCUUCCCCAAAGAGAAGACAUGUAAGAAUUCAUGAUGGGACCUGUAAACAGAGAUGUGACUGCUAACUGCAUGUUAUUUUCUGCCCUCCUUAUAACCAUUUGGGAACCUUCUGAGAGGAAGCACAGCUCAAGAUCCCCCCUAAUGAUUCAGGAUUCUCCUGAGCACUUCACCUGCUCCAGAGACUGCUUCUAGUAUCCCUGCUGUUCACCUCAUUUAAAUUGAACUAUUGUUGCACAAUAUACCGUGAAGUCCAUGAUAAGACCUUUGGAUGGAGCAGAAGGGCAUGGGAGAUGUGGGGAUUCUCCUUCCUGCUUUGUUCUUGACUUUGGAGAUUCUACUGAGCCCUUUGCCUUUAUGAAAAUAUCCCUGCUGUCCAUGUUCUGCCCAUGCUGCCGCCAGUGCACCUGAAGCACUUUCCCAUCAGUAGUGGAGUGUCUUUAUUGGCUUUCCAUGCCAGUUUGAUCUUUCUCCAUCAUAGGACAAAAUAUUGGUAAGAUUAUUAGAGGGUGGGGGAAGAUAAGGCAUAAGAUGAACAAAGAAGGGAUAACCAGAGAUAUAUUGGGAGUAAAUUGGUUUUAACAUUGUCAUAGAUUUGGUUUUUAAAAUUCAACUAAUUUUGUCCAAAUAAUCUGAUUCAUAGAGCAGCUAAAUCUUCUGUAAUAGAUUUAGCCAAGGUUUUAUUCCACAGUGGAUCUACCUUAUCAAACCACAAUUACAAUGCAAAAUUACCUGAGAAGAAGAAUCCUGACGCUCACCUUAUGUAGAUAUAGGCAGAACUCUCGUGGAGUCAGUAUUGUUCGUUUGAGUAGUGUUCUCUUGCAUUGUUGAACUUGAUUUGGAAGAAAGUAAAUAGGUAUGGAUGAUAAGGAAUAGAGGAUUUUAAGUGUGAAGGAUCUUGGAAUUAGAAGAGAAAUUUAGUAGUUUUCUCUUGGUUCUUUAUGGGUUUGCUCAGUCUCUUCUUCUUAAAUUCACAUCAGGUUAGAUAGUGCAUGUUUCUGUGACCCUGACUUCCUUUUCCAUAUCCAGUGACAUAUUUUAUUUUUAUAGAAAUGAACUCACAAAUUUAUGUUAAAUCUAGAAAAAAAAGUAAAGUGAAAUGGCAGAAAGGUUGACAGUGAACAUGAUUUUCUUAUAGGAGCUUCUUGACCCUGGGAGCAGAUUCAACGUCACCUGGAGGAACAUUUUGUCCUCUACAUUUGCAUGCGAGAAUAACAUUUGUAAGGAAAAAUAAGGAGAGUUUGGGGUGCUGCCUUCCAGUGCAUAAUCCCAGGGUCAGUGAGAACUCCUAGCCUCUGACAAGUCAUAAAUCACACUCAUCUCUUCCUUACAUUCCCCUCUCUGUCUCUUGCUACUUUGGCUCAGGUCAAAUCAGUUCAAGAAACAUGUGUUGGACACUUAUAAUGUACCAUGACUGCUCUUAUUUUCUGUGAAUAAAGAUGAUUCAGAUGUGAUCUCUACCCUUGACUAUCUUACAGUCACAGAGAAAGAAAAAUAAUUUUAAUAUAAUUUGUUAAGAGCUGUGAUCGAGGUAAGUACAAGAUGCUGUAGGUAUACUUGUGCAUCUAAGAUAGACUAGUUGUUUGUGAAUGUGUAUAUUGGUGUGUAUAUGUCCAUGUGUAUUGGAGGUAGGAAUAGGGAAGGUUUGUGGAAUUGUUUCUGGAGUAUAUUUUUCCUACACAGAAUCUUAAAAAAUUCAUCUGGCUAUGGUUAUUAGCCAGAUGAAGAAGGGAUAGAAAUCAUAGCAAUAUCCUGUAGCUUCACUUUCAUUAAAUUAACUACUGACUGUAGUCAUCACUUUAAAUUUUGUGAAAGAUGCUUAGUUUUGUGCUCAGUAUCUUCUUUUGUCAAAACUGAGAAAGAUUGUCUAUCAUUUAAUUUUCCUUGAGAUUUAGACACAUUAUUGAUACAGUUGUAAUCAAAUUCUAAAAAAAUAAAAUUCUACUCUAAGAAGAGUGAAAAUUGUGGCAGAAAGAGGACUGAGUCUAAAGAUCCUGAGCUGAACCAAAUCCCAGAGCCUCUAAGAACUAACCAGGUAGCACCUUCCACCAGAUGGACAGCAAUUCAAAAUGUAGCAAUGUUUAAAUUACCUGUAUUCUUAAAAUUUAUUUUUAUAUCAGCUGUUUUGAUAAUACACUAUUUUUCUCUUUAGAAGCAAUUCUCUAUUAGUUUUAUAUGAUAGAUUAUAUAGAUUCCUUAAACCAAUAUUGGCUGUGAAUGUAUGGAUAUUCCAAGGACCACUGUAGGCACUGGGGAUGAAACAAUUUGGCCCCUCCCCUCUGGAGUUCUUUAGUGUUAGGAACUGGGUUUUCAGUCUGUAUCCCCAGUCUUUAGCAUAUGCUUGGUACACAGUAUUUGCUCAAAAAAUAAGAUAAUGAUGAGUGCCCAAGGAAAGUAAUGAUACCUUGAUUUAGUGGGCAUGUCUCUGAGUAGAGGGACUAUGCUGAGCAAAAAACAGUGGGGUGUAAAAAUGCAGUGUGUUCUAGUUAGUUGGUAUGGGAUAAGGCUGGUAAGGUUGCCUACAGAUGGAUAAGGGAGGGUGGAAUUUAUCUAUAUUCAGUGUGGGGCCAUAAGUAAUCAUCAAGCAGAGAUGUAAUUAUUCAUAAUUAUGUUUUAUUUAUCAGUUAUUGAAUGAGUUGAUUUCCCUUGAAAUAAAGGUAGGCACUUCUAUAACUGCUAGGCAUUGCAGUUUUUAGAUAUUGGCAGCAUCUAUCAAAAGUAAAGAGAUGCCUACCCUUAUAUCUUCCGUCUUGGAUAAAGCUCAUAUCUAGCAAUUCGAAUGUUUGUAGUUUACCUUACAGAUAUAUUGGUAACAGUGAAAAACAAUAUAUGUAUAGGAAUGUUCAUAACAUAAUUGUUUGUGGUAGCAUAAAUUGGCCCCAAUAUUAAUGUUCAACAAUAAGAGAAUAGUUAACUAAGUUUUGGUUUAACUGUAGUGUGGAAUAUAAUGAAAUCAAUAGCAAGACAGGUAUGGCUAUAUAUAUUGGUCAAGAGGUGUCUCCAAGAUAAUAGCAAUUGUUGGGAAAAUUAAGUCAUUAAAUCAUAUGUUAAUUACAAAAGUGUGCAUACUCAUGUACAUACACACAUGCAUAUUUGAAUUAAUAGACAUCUGGAAAGAUGUAUACCAACCUGUGAUCUAUGGUUACUAAUGGAAAGGGUAUUGGACUUGAGGGUGUUUGGAAAGAGACUUAGUAUUACCAUACAUUUGGGUGAUGCAUGUUGGACACACCACACAACUUACCAUUUAAAGUGUAUAAUUCAGUGGCUUUUAGAAUAUUCACAAAGUUGUGCAACCAUCACCACAAUCAAUUUUAGAAGUUUUUCGUUACUCCAAAAAGAAAUCAUACAUUCCUUAGUCAUCAUCAUCCAGUCCUCCUAUAACCCCAGCCCUAGGCAACAACCAAUCUACUUUCUUUCUCUAUAGAUUUGCCUGUUCUUGACAUUUAAUAUAAAUGGAAUCAUGCAAUAUGUCAUCCUUUGUGACUACUUUUUUCACUUAAUAUAAUGUUUUUAAGGUUUAUUCAUGUUGUACCAUGUUCAAUCCUUUAUAUGGAUAUAUCACCCUUUUCUUUUUUUUUUUGAGAUGGGGUCUCUCUCUGUCACAUGGACUGAAGUGCAGUGGAGUGACCUCAGCUCACUGCAACCUCUGCCUACCCCGUUCAAACGAUUCUCCUGCCUCAGCCUCCCAACUAGGUGGGACUAUAGGCAUGUGCCAUGAUGCCCAGCUAAUUUUUGUAUUUUUAGUAGAGACAGGGUUUCACCAUAUUGGCCAGGCUGGCCUCUAACUCCUGACCUUAAGUGAUACGCCUGCCUCAGUCUCUCAAUGUACUGAGAUUACAGGCGUGAGCCACCACACCCAGCUGAUAUAUCACCUUUUCUUUAUACAUUCAAAGACAUUUCACUUUUUGUCUUUGGAUCACUGCACUUUUUGACUAUUAUGAAUAAUAUUAUGCCAUAGACAUUCAUGUAUAAGUUUUUGUGUGCAACAUAUGCUUUCAGUUCUCUUCAGUAUAUACCUACUGGUGGGAUGGCUGAUUCAUGUGGUAACCUGCUAGCCAUCCUAGUAGGUGUAAAGUUGUAUGCUAUUGUGGUUUUGGUUUGCAUUUCCUUUAUGGCUAAUGACAUUCAGCAUAUUUUCAUGUGCCUCCUGGCCAUUUGCAUACCUCUUCUGGAAACAAUGUCUAUUUAGAUUCUUUGCCCAGUUAUUAAUUAUAUUAUUGGCUUUUUUAUUACCAAGUUAUGUUUCUUAUAUAUUCUAAAUAUAAGUCCCUUGUCAGAUAUAUAAUUUGCACAAAUUUUCUCCCACUCUGUGGGUUGUCUUUUCACUUCCUUAAUGGUGUCUUUUGAAACACAAACAUUUUUAAUUUUGAUGAUGUCCAAUUUAUUAACUUUUUUCUUUUGUUCUGAAAAAUAUAUAUUUGGUGUAUAUUUAAAAUACAAUUAAGCAAACAAAAUGUUAAAAUUAAGUAACAUAUCUUCAAAACUGAGAAGGAAUAUAGAGUUCCUUUUAGGGAUUAGGUAAGAGGCUUUCAUCCUUUCAAAGAUUUUAGAGUUUGGUGGCACUGGUUUUUAUUUUACUAUUGAAUCAACAUCCACACCUCCAUUUACCUGAUAUAACGGUAAUAUUGUGUAACCAUUACAUUUAUAUGAUUUGAUAUGAGACUGUUUUUGUUUUGACAGAUUUUCCUAGAUGUGUAAAAGAGGAGAAUAACAUAAAGAAUAAAGAAAAUGUGUAUUUUGAGUUAAAAAAGAAGCUUUUAAAUAAUUAAUCAGUACAUUGUAAAGUAAAACAGUAAGGUGAAAUUGUUUUCAGGCUCCUUCCUCUGGUGGUUAAAAUAAAAGUGGAGAAGAGAAAAGAAAUUAGGUCAAACUUUUCCCAGAUUGGUUGUUAGUGGUAACUUUGGCCCAGGACAACUAAAUUCCUGCCUGGAGAAAAGAUGUUGUAGGAGAAAUCCCAGGAAGUGAGGAAAGGAGUGUAGAGUCCAUGGCUAACCAGUAGUGGGCAAAGGUGGAAGGGUUAUAAAUUGGAUUUUGUCAUACAGGUGAUGCAUGUUGGACUAAGCUGUUUGCUUAAGGCCUUCUGCCUACAAAGUGAGCGAGGAGCAAUGCUAAAAAUCUGAAGCACGAAACACUUAAGUAGAAGUGCAAAGGGACCUUCCUCCCAAUGCCAAAUUCCAACUUUAGUCUGAAGACCGAUUAGGAAUUGAAAUCUUUCAUUUCUUUGAUUCACAGACCAAUCCAGAUGCUGAGACUCUGUUACUAGAUUAUGUAGGGUGUAAUUAUGUCUUUUUUUUUUUUUUUUUAAGAAAUCUCCUGGGGAUUCCUGUAACCCAAGUGAGUUCUGCAACUUGGAGUAAAAUGUUACGUCUUUAUUUUUAUUUUCCCCUAACUGAAAGUUGAUGUUUCCUUCCAAUUUGAAUGCAAGUAACCAACCCACACCAAUAUUAGAAGUAUUUAUGACUUUGUCAGCAGUAGUAAUUAUAAGAAUUUUUAUAUUGUAUUGCAGUUGUUAAAGAGAUCUCCAAAUAUUUAAGCUCAUCAUUAUUUUGAAAUGAAGAUGGUUAUUGGACCCACCACUACAUUUCAAAAUUUUAGUGUAUUGAUAAAGAGGCACAUAUAUUGCUGUUUACAAAUCUGUUUUCUAAAAUUAUUUUGAUAACUGUAUUUUGAUAUAACUUGUUUCCUUGGUAAUCCUAUACACUUUAUUUGAUGUAUUUAAAACAUUAUUCUGAGAUACUUUCACCAGACAGUUAAAGGAUUGAUAGCCCAACCCGUGUAUAGUAUCUUAAACUUUACACUUUAAAGUAAAUUUGUUUCCCUUCUUUUUGGAACAGCUCCACAAAAUUGGAUUAUUAUUUCCAAAUUAUUUUAAAUCUCUCUAGGGAUAUUGGCAAACCUUCUAAACAACUCUGCUUAAUUAUGUGAUCAAAUUGUUAUUUGUUUAAUGAAUUAAUGGUCAUUUAUGAAAUGAAGUUCUUUGCUAUGUCUUAUAAAGGACACAGAGGUGAAAAAGACAUGGAAACUAUUUUCAAAGGAACUUUUACUUUUGCGGGGGGAGUGGACAGCUAAUGCAUAUAAUUUUUAGCAGAGAGAGCUGGAGAGUAGUACUGUUUGGGCUGAGUAUGAAACUAGCCACGCUGGUGGCUUAAAAUGAAAAUUCUGUUUUGAUGAUGUGUCUGUUAUGUUGGAAGUUCAUUCACAGUUGAGACUGAACAGAACUCAAGCUGAGGCUUCAGAUAGGAUUCCCAAGGGUAUCCUGAGUUACUCUUUGGUUUCCCAGCUCCUAUAAGACAGGUUAGUUUCUUAAAUAAAACAUACCAGUACUUUGGCUCUUUCCGAUUUCUUAUACCUUCGUGUCUGUCCUUUCGGGAAAAUACAACAGAAAGCUACAUAAUCAUAAGUGGGGAAGAGGAGAUGUGACAAGAGCACUUAAGACUCAGGGGUUUUAGUUAAGAACAAACAGAAAUUAAAUGGCAGGACUUUAUGGAUGAAUUCAGUCUGCAUUUAAUAUUGUAUUAUUAAAAGUGUGGUAUUCGGAGAAAAAUUAUUUUAAAAAUCUACUCUAUUCUUGCCAGAUGACACCAGCAAUGAAUGCAACAUCUUUUAAAGUUUGUUUUACAACACUGAAAAUGUUCCAAUGAAAGAAACAUGAUCAUCUUAUGAAGGGGGUUCUUGAAAUUUUCAGUAGCAAUUGGGGCAGUUCCUAAGCCUGCACUUCUGAAUUAUAUAAUUUUAUAGGUAUGCAUGUCUAUGGUUAGCACAUAGUGACUUCUUACUGAAAAGGACAACGAACUAUGAGACAGAUAAAUCAGACACAAGUGACAGAAUUCCUCCUUCUGGGACUCUCUGAUGGGCCACACACCCAGCAGCUGCUAUUUAUCUUAUUCUUGGGUGUCUACCUGGUCACUGUGCUUGGAAAUCUGCUUCUAAUGUCCCUUGUUCAUGUUGACUCCCGACUUCACACACCUAUGUAUUUUUUUCUCUGCAACUUGUCUCUGGCUGACCUCUGUUUCUCUACCAACAUAGUUCCUCAGGCACUAGUCCACCUGCUUUCCAGGAAGAAGGUCAUUUCAUUCACACGUUGCACAGCUCAACUUCUCUUUUUCCUCAUUUUUGGGUGUACACAGUGUGCCCUUCUUGCAGUGAUGUCCUAUGAUCGUUAUGUUGCAAUCUGCAAUCCUCUGCAUUACCCUAGCAUCAUGACCUGGAAAGUGUGUGUCCAGCUGGCAACAGGAUCAUGGACCAGUGGCAUUCUGGUGUCUGUGGUAGACACCACCUUCACACUGAGGCUACCCUACCGAGGCAGUAACAGCAUUGCUCAUUUCUUUUGUGAGGCCCCUGCACUAUUGAUCUUGGCAUCCACAGACACCCACGUGUCAGAGAUGGCCAUUUUUCUUAUGGGGAUUAUGAUUCUCCUCAUACCUGUUUUUCUGAUUCUGAUAUCCUAUGGCCACAUCAUAGUAACUGUGGUCAAGAUGAAGUCAACUGUGGGGAGUCUCAAGGCAUUUUCUACCUGUGGCUCCCACCUCAUGGUGGUCAUAAUUUUUUAUGGAUCAGCAAUUAUCACUUACAUGACACCCAAGUCUUCCAAACAGCAGGAAAAAUUGGUGUCUGUUUUCUAUGCAAUGGUGACUCCCAUGCUUAAUCCCCUCAUAUAUAGCCUGAGAAACAAGGAUGUGAAGGGAGCUCUGAGGAAAGUAGCCACAAGGAAUUUCCCAUGCAGGCUUGGAAUCUCACACUGACAGUGAGCUCAGAGAACCUUUUGGCUUCCUACUUCAAAGACUUGCUGGGAAGACAUGGAAUCAACCCAGGUGGAUUGGAUUUUUUAAAAUGUACAUUGGCACACUUGGUUUCUCAAGUCACCUGCUUGGCUCCCUUCCAAGUUGUACUUUGCUUCUUUUUUCUCCUUUGCUUUUCCUUCCUUACUGUUCUAAAGCUUUUUAAUAAACUUUCCCUCCUGCUCUGAAAACAAAAGUACAUAUACACCAUGGAAUACUAUGCAGCCAUAAAAUAGAAUGAAAUCAUGUCAUUUGUAGAAACAUAGAUGCAGCUUGAAACCAUUAUCCUGAGUGAACUAGCACAAAAACAGAAAACCAAAUACUUCAUGUUCUCACUCAUAAGUAGGAACUAAACGUUGGGUACAUAUGAAGACAAAGGUGGGAACAAUAGACAUUGGGGACUACUAGAUUAUGGGAGGGAGGGGGAAGGGUUUAAAAAACUACCUAUUACCUACUCACUACCUGGGUUAUGGAUCCAUUUGUACUCCAAAUCUCAGCAUCACGUGAUAUACCUCUGUAACAAACCUGCGUGUGCACCCUCGAUUUUAAAGUAAAAGUUGAAAAGAAGAAAAAAAUGCACAUUAGAUUUCAGAUUUUCACACCUAUAUGAAAAUAGAAUAUAAACCAUGUCAUUAGUAAUUUUAUGUGGAUGACAUGACAAUAAAAUAGUAUUUUGAUAUAUUGGAUAAAAUAAAAUUAUAUUAUUAAAGAUUUGCUGGGUAGCCCUCUUCUUUGUGAAUCUAAAAUAUGGUAAGACUUAAAGUGAUGGAUAUGGUAAUUACCCUGAUUUGAUUAUUAUACAAUGUUUCCAUGCAUUGAAACAUCACACUGUAUUCCCAAACUAUGUAUAAUUAUGUCAAUUGUAAAUUUAAAAUUAAUAAAAAAUAUGGUAAGAUUCUUAUUCUUGGGCCUUAUCCGUAGACACACCCUCUAUCCUUCAUCCUGCGUUUCUUUCAUAGAAGGAGAAGGACAAUAAUUCAUGGAGCAAUCGGAAGGAGGAUAUGCUUCCUUCUGGUUGGUCCUUUGACACCUAAGGGUUGAGAAAUCCCCCGAGAAACACACACAUUUUAUAAGCCUUGUAAAAUCUAUCUUUUUAAUAAUGCUGUGUAUUAUCAACUAUCUAUUUCAGAUCUUACUCCAAGUCCUUUAUCUUUUGGUACUUCUGAAUCUCUCUGCAUCAUCAAAUGAUCAAUAAAUAAACAGACAUUACUGAAUCACUUACUAUGAGCUAGGUGCUACGUAUGUGUUGGCACGUGCACCUGUAUGUGUGCUUAACGUGGGUAAUGAAGAGCAUGGGUACAAUGAAGCAGAAUAUAUGAGCUCUGCUCUCCUUCUCACACUCUUUUAGAAACAUAAGUAUCAUAUUUAUCAGGAUACAUCUUCAUAAAGAUGAACAUAGAAGUUGUGGAAACCAGCAAGAAAUAGUGACAUACUCCAAGAAUAGUGACAUAUAGCAAGAGUGAGAAGCUGUAAUUAAUGCUAAGCCUGAAUGACCAAGAGGAGGGAACUAGAACCUGGAGAGGGUAGAAAUAUGCUAAGGGCACAAGAAAGUAACUGUGGACUUAGGCUAUAUGAAGGCAAGGAAGCCAUGGGAAGAAAUAUUUCUCAAGCCCAUUUUCCACCCACUUUCCGAUCCCCUGCUAUUGUAUUCCAAUUAGAAGCCAGGGAACAAGGACCCUUUUGGUAUAAUCCAUAAAAGACAUCAAACAUUCUGCAGCACAUAGCAAGCUGAAAAAGGAUAGAAGGUAGAUCUGGAAAGGUCAACUGGUGAAGUACACACCUUUUGCCCUCAGCAUCCACAUCUUCUUUCAGUGAUUAAUUCAUAUUCCUAAUACAGGGAACACAUAAAGUUCCAUUAAGAACUUUAUCAUAGCAGCAUGAUAUCAAGUAGCUCACACUUCUACUUGAUACAUAAAAGAAUAGCUCCUGUCAUGAUUAUUUAUAUAAGAAAGUUGAAAGAGGAAGAGCAAAAAAAGCAAAUAAUUAGCAGAAAACAUAGCUAUUGUAGCUCCUAGUCCUGCCCCAGACAUAAAUUGAUAAUUAUAGCUUGUUCUUUCACUACCCUUUCAUGGAUUUCUUAUUUUCUGCCUUAAGCUCAGCUCGCUGGAGUUUUUUUUAACAGGUGUGGCAACCUAAAACUUCUUACCUGUAAAAUUUGAGUUCUUGAUGAUUCUGUGGUUUUUUUUUUAACUUUUAGUUUCAGGGGUACACGUGCAGGUUUAUUAUAUAGGUAAAUUGCGUGUCACGAGGGUUUAGUGUACAGAUUAUUUCAUCACCCAGGUAAUAAGCAUAGUACUUGAUAGGCAGGUUUUUUUAUAUUCACCCUUCUCUUACCCUCAACCCUCCAGUAGGCCACAAUAUCUGUUGUUCUAUUAUUUGUACCCAUGUGUACUCAAUAUUUACCUCCAACUUAUAAGUGAGAACACACAGUAUUUGGUUUUCUGUUCCUGUGUUAAGAUAGGAUAAUAGCUUCUAGCUCCAUCUACGUUGCUGCAAAAGACAUGAUCUUGGUCUUUUUCAUGGCUGUAUAGUAUUCCAUGGUGUAUAUGUACCACAUUUCCUGCUAUUGAUGGGCAUUUAGGUUGAUUCCAUGCCUUUGCUGUGCGAAUAGUGCUGCAAUGAACAUAACCAUGCACGUGUCUUUAUGGUAGAGUGAUUUAUAUUCCUCUGGGUAUAUACCCAGUAAUAGCAUUGUUGGGUCGAAUGGUAGUUCUGUUUUAAGUUAUUCAAGAAAUCACCAAACUGCUUUCUACAGUGGCUGAACUAAUUUACAUUCCCACCAGAAAAGUGUUCCCUUUUCUCUACAACUUUGCCAGCAUCUGUUUUGUUGUUGGUGUUGUUGUUGUUUUGACUUUUUAAUAGUAGCCAUUUUGACUGGUGUGAGAUGGUACCUCAUUGUGGUUUUGAUUUGCAUUUCUCUAAUGAUUAGUGAUGUUGAGCAUUUUUUCAUAUGCUUAUUUGCCACUUGUAUGUCUUCUUUUGAAAAGUGUCUGUUCCGCAACCUAUAGAAUGGGAGAAAAUUUUUGCAAUCUAUCCAUCUGACAAAGAUCUAAUAUCCAGAAUCUACAAGGACCUUAAACAAAUUUUCAAGAAAAAGCAAACAACCCCAUCAAAAAGUGGGUGAAGGAUAUGAACAGACACUUCUCAAAAGAAGACAUUGAUGCGGCCAACAAACAUAUGAAAAAAAAAAAGCUCAUCAUCACUGGUCAUUAGAGAAAUGCAAAUCAAAACCAUAAUGAGAUACCAUCUCACACCAGUUAUAAUGGUGAUUAUUAAAAAGUCAGGAAACAACAGAUGCUGUCAAGACUGUGGAGAAAUAGGAAUGUUUUUACACUGUUGGUGGGAGUGUAAAUUCACUCAUUCAACCAUUGUGUUCAACCAUUGUGGAAGACAGUGUGGCAAUUCCUCAAGGAUCUAGAACCAGAAAUACCAUUUGACCCAGAAAUACCAUUACUAGGUAUAUACUCAAAGGAUUAUAAAUCAUUCUACUAUAAAGACAUAUGCCCACAUACGUUUAUUGCAGCACUAUUCACAAUAGCAAAGACUUGGAACCAACCCAAAUGCCCAUCAGUGAUAGACUGGAUUAAGAAAAUGUGGCAUAUAUACACCAUAGAAUACUAUGCAGCCGUAAAAAAGGAUGAGUUCAUGUCCUUUGCAGGGACAUGGAUGAAGCUGGAAACCAUCAUUCCCAGCAAACUAUCACAGCAACAGAAAACCAAGCACCGCAUGUUCUCACUCAUAAGUGGGAGUUGGACAAUGAGAACACAUGGACACAGGGAGGGGAACGUCACCCACCGGGGCCUGUCGGGGGAAGGGCUAGGGGAAGGAUAGCAUUAGGAGAAAUACCUAAUGUAGAUGACUGGUUGAUGGCCGCAGCAAACCACCAUGGCACGUGUAUACCUAUGUAACAAACCUGAAU
Messenger RNA from Symphalangus syndactylus (siamang), 12391 nucleotides. It is a transcript of the gene OR2D2, whose product is annotated as olfactory receptor family 2 subfamily D member 2. The record is from RefSeq and is a predicted model, not a curated record. Gene Ontology annotation, cellular component: membrane. Gene Ontology annotation, molecular function: olfactory receptor activity; G protein-coupled receptor activity. Gene Ontology annotation, biological process: G protein-coupled receptor signaling pathway. NCBI's taxonomy places the organism in Eukaryota, Metazoa, Chordata, Mammalia, Primates, Hylobatidae.